GCACGACAUCUUAAAAAAAAAAUGGGUACUUUCGAGACCACUACGCUCACGGCUCUCAGAUCAGAAGAGCAACUAAAUCUACUCAAUGAGAUUGACACGCUCCGCCGUUCAGGUAUUAGUGAUCAUGUCUCCCUGCCACAAAUUGCCGUUUGUGGAGAUCAAUCUAGUGGGAAAAGCUCCUGCUUAGAGGCCAUCUCUGGAAUUCCCUUUCCGCGCAAGGAUACCUUGUGUACUCGCUUUGCGACCGAGCUUGUUCUCCGCAAGAGUUCCGUGGAGUCGGUCGUGGUAAAUAUCGUUCCUAGCCAAAAGAGGUCUCAGAAAGAGAGCCAGGAACUCGCCGGCUUUCAGUACACGCUUCAGUCUUUUGACAAAUUACCGGAAUUGAUAGAAUCUGCCAAGAUUGCUCUAGGUCUUGACAAGCCCGGAAGCGGGUUCUCUUCAGACAUUCUUCGCAUCGAAAUUUCUGGCCCGACAAGGCCCCAUCUAACAGUUGUUGACUUACCCGGUUUGAUCCACGCCAAGAACGAUGCUGAAGAUGAAGAGAAUGUGGAGGAAGUGGUAUCUGAACUCGUUUACUCAUAUAUGCGCCGUCCAAGAACAAUAAUAUUGGCGGUUGUCUCUGCGCUAAACGAUCGGGCUCUCCAAGCAGUGUUAAAGCAAGUCAAAGGAGUGGAUCCACACGGUAGACGCACUAUGGGCUUAAUCACGAAGCCUGACACUCUAUUUGAGGACUCCGAUAGCGAGAAAGACUUCGUCAAGCUAGCUUUAAAUGAAGUAACGCAUCUCAGACUCGGUUGGCACGUACUGAGGAACCGCGAUUUCAACACGAAACAUGUCACUUCUGUGGAGAGAGACAGGAUAGAGGAAGAGUUUUUCUCACAGGGGAUUUGGAAAACACUGCCUCGGGGAAUCUUAGGAGUGUCACAGUUGCGAGAGCGUCUGAGUAGGGUUCUAUUGGACCAUAUCAAGUCGGAGCUGCCAGCUCUCAUCCGCGAGAUUCAAGACAUUUUGCACGAGUCACAGCAAGCAGUUAUGAAACUCGGGGAUCGCCGCGGAAACGCUGAGCAACAACGUUUGUACCUUUUAAAGCAUAGCCAGCAAUUUACAAACAUCUGCAGAGCCUCGUGUGACGGUAUAUACGAGGACAAGUUUUUCGGAGAUCUUGCUGGUGAAGAGUUUAAGACCCGUAGAUUUCGAGCCGUUGUUCAGAAUCUAAAUCUGGCAUUCGCCGAAAUGGUGCGGCUAAACGGCCAACGUAUCUAUCUUCGGGGAAAUGGACUCGAAGGGAAAAGUAGUGAGGCUAUCUCUUGGGUUCGAGACAUGUUAAUUUCUUCGAGAGGAAGAGAGCUACCAGGAACUUUCAGCCCGAUGCUGAUUGGAGAUUUAUUCAGAGUGCAAUCGAAGCCAUGGGAAACCAUCUCCAAAGACCACCUCCAGGACAUCUGGAAAAAAGCUCGUGGUCAUUUAGAGGAUAUAUUGUCGUCUCUCAUGGAUUCUGAGGCGUAUAUGGCGUUGCUCAUGCUUUACGUCGACCCAUUGAUGGAAAAGCUGCUGAAGAGAGCCACUGGCGAAUUGGACAGAUUAUUCCGUGAUCGGCAGAGACAUGCCAUAACCUAUAACCAUUACUUCACCGAAACCGUCCAGAAAAUUUCUGAUUCUCGUAAUCAAAAGAAACUCUUAGAAGUCUUAGAAAAAGCGUUUCCUGUAGAUAGCUACAAUCAAAUUCGUACUGGACCGAAGGAUCUCUCGAAAAUAUGCUCUAUGAUGUCGGAAUCUAUACCAGAUAUGGAUACGCGUGCUAGCAUCGAGCUUCUUGAUCAUUUGGAAGCGUUUUACAAGGUGGCAAUGAAGACUUUCGUGGACAAUGUAUCUAUCCAGGUUAUAGAGGCAUCAAUCGUGGACAAUCUGGCGGAUAUCUUCAAUCCACUUGUAGUAGCACAGAUGACCAGCGAACUUGUUUCACAAAUUGCUGCUGAGUCACAGGAGAAUCAGACGCAAAGAGAGCGCCUGGAAAAGAAAAUACAUAUUCUAGAGGAAGGCUUAAAGACCUGCAAACGGCAUGCCGGUCGCUAUGCUUCAGAAGUUGCUCUUGAAGACCCUCCGACCCCCGUAAUACAGACACCAAAGUCCCAUGCGCCCUCUGUAGCUGAGCUGUACAUCUCGAAUGUUUCAAGUGUGGAGACCGAGGUCGAACAUCACGCAGCUGAUCAAGGAGAAGAAGCGAACAAUUCGGUGAAUUGAUCUGGUAUAGACCUCUCAACUUUCAGCUGUAAUAACUAAAUGUUCUGAUAGGUGGAUGCGACUCCUGCUCAUACGCACGCAGCAAAAAAAGGUGGAGGAAUUAAAGAGAUUUUCGGGCGGGAAGCUUGUGGAGAAAAACGAACCAAGAAGAAGAAGAAACUUAAGGACUCCCCAUUUAUUCGAACUUGUGUUUAUGAAGAAUGAAGCUGGGGUUCUGGAUCUCUGCAGUCACAACUUUCAAGCUAGAUCAACUUGAUAUUGAAUACUGCAUUAUUGUUGCUCAAAUACUUCUUAUCCUUUCUCUUUUGCGUUCCCACGCCUCCAAAGUACCCUCGACAUUAUCCCUAGCUCACAAGUUGCCCUGUGUGUAGAAUGUCUCUAAAGCUAGAUGCCAUGGUCUAUGAUUUUCGUGACUCUUGAUAUCAUCGGUAGGCAAGACAAGUCUGCUAGAGUAAAUGGACUAAGCAUGUGAAAAACAGAGUGCAAGUGGGAUAAACGACCAAGCAGAUAUUUCUAGUUCGCGAUAUAACGGGGGCGAUACCACCUACUUGGAAAAUAAUGUGUUAAAGUAUGUGAAACUCCAGGGGCUUUCAUCAAGUUCCAAAAUUUCCCGGUUUAAGUUCA
Botrytis cinerea B05.10 is the source of this 2865-nucleotide messenger RNA. RefSeq lists its product as hypothetical. Gene Ontology annotation, cellular component: membrane; microtubule; cytoplasm. Gene Ontology annotation, molecular function: microtubule binding; GTPase activity; GTP binding. NCBI's taxonomy places the organism in Eukaryota, Fungi, Ascomycota, Leotiomycetes, Helotiales, Sclerotiniaceae. The coding region runs from base 22 to 2241 and encodes 739 amino acids. The transcript has 3 exons. The record is from RefSeq and is a predicted model, not a curated record.